AUGGAGCCGCAGGUACAGAGACUGGUCGACAAGGUCUGGAAGAAAUUCCAGGAAACACCUCAAGACCGCCGUUUGUGCAUUCAAUCAAUUGCUAACCUUUCACCAACCAGCAAAACAACCCUCGCCCAGACCCUCACAAACAGCCUCAACUCCCUCUCCCGCCAAACAUCCCCCUCCUCACCACCCCCCGCGUCCUUCAUCCCCAUGGACGGCUUCCACCUCACCCGCGCCGCCCUCUCCGCCAUGCCCGACCCGGCCACUGCCCACGCCCGCCGCGGCGCCCCUUUUACCUUUGACGCCCCGAAAUUCCUCUCCCUCGUGCAGUCCCUCCGCGAACCAAUCUCCGACUCUUCUUCUUCUUCUCACCCAGGCACGAUAUACGCGCCGUCGUUUGAUCACGCUGUCAAGGACCCCAAGGAGAACGACAUUGCGGUCCUGCCGACGCAUAGGAUCGUUGUCCUGGAGGGGAAUUACCUCGCGCUGGAUAGGGACGUGUGGAGGGAUGCCGCGGCCUUGUUGGAUGAGCUGUGGUUUGUCGAGGUGGACUUUGAGGUGGCGCGGAAGAGGUUGAGGGAGAGGCAUGUCCGCGCGGGCAUUGUGAAUAGCCUGGAGGAGGGCGAUAGGAGGGCUAUGGAGAAUGAUCUCGUGAAUGGGAGGGAGAUUGUCGAUUUCAGGUUGCCGGUGCACGAGGUGAUUCAGAGCAGAGAGGAUGGAAGCUGGGUGCACGAAUAG
Molecule: messenger RNA, 732 nt
Organism: Trichoderma reesei QM6a
Lineage: Eukaryota; Fungi; Ascomycota; Sordariomycetes; Hypocreales; Hypocreaceae
Exons: 3
Coding region: 1-732 (243 amino acids)
Cellular component (GO): cytoplasm
Source: RefSeq, a predicted model, not a curated record